GGCAAAAUCGGUCGACCAAACGGCUGAUCUCCAUGGCAGGGAGUUACCCUUUCACUCCAAAGAUCCCAUGAUUAUGGGCAUGCACGUGAUCACGGCAUUCCAUUACCGCUGUGAGAGAGGGCAAGCUCAGUCUGUGCUGAUAUGUGGCUCAUGGUCGGAUUGGAAAGAGGAAACACACAUGGCACUACAGCCACACUGUGAUGACGACUCCGGGGCUUACCCUGUCCCUGAUGAUAUGCGGCUUUUGACAGGACUGGAAUAA
Molecule: messenger RNA, 262 nt
Organism: Sphaeroforma arctica JP610
Lineage: Eukaryota; Ichthyosporea; Ichthyophonida
Exons: 2
Source: RefSeq, a predicted model, not a curated record